Messenger RNA from Cucurbita moschata (crookneck pumpkin), 1672 nucleotides. Its product is annotated as trihelix transcription factor GT-1-like. The coding region runs from base 253 to 1389 and encodes 378 amino acids. The record is from RefSeq and is a predicted model, not a curated record. The transcript has 5 exons. NCBI's taxonomy places the organism in Eukaryota, Viridiplantae, Streptophyta, Magnoliopsida, Cucurbitales, Cucurbitaceae.
AUUUCUACUUUUUUAUCCGUACGAUUAUUCCCUGUUUCUCCGGCAUCACACGCGACCUUCGCCUCUUUGGCUUUCCCUGUUCACUGGCUUCAACCCUCAGACUUACGGUCUACGGACCUGCAACGACUCAGUCUGAGCUCACAGUCCCAGAAAGUUGAAGAGAAAUGGAAAUUCAACCCACUGCUCCUAAAUCCUAACCCCCUCCAACUCCCAUCUUCCUCGAAAUUUGACGGAAUCCCCUGAUUCAGAGGUAUGUACUUGUCUGAUAAGCCUCGACCAAUCGAUAUUUACAAAGAAGAAGGCAGCAGAGAUAUGAUGAUCGAGGUGGCUUCUAAUGGCGACCAUCAUAUUCAACCUCAUCAGCCACAACAGACUCAUCAGCAGCACCAAAUGAUGCUCGGCGAUAGCAGUGGUGAGGAUCAUGAAGUCAAGGCGCCGAAGAAGCGGGCGGAGACUUGGGUUCAGGAUGAGACGAGAAGCUUAAUUUCACUACGGAGGGGGAUGGAUGGAUUGUUCAAUACCUCGAAAUCGAACAAGCAUUUGUGGGAGCAGAUAUCGGCUAAGAUGAGGGAAAGAGGCUUUGAUCGCUCUCCGACUAUGUGUACUGAUAAGUGGAGGAACUUGCUCAAGGAGUUCAAGAAGGCUAAACACCACGACAGGGGAAGUGGCUCUGCUAAGAUGUCGUAUUACAAGGAGAUUGAAGAAAUUUUGAAGGAGAGAAGCAAAAAUGCGCAGUACAAGAGCCCUACGCCGCCCAAGAUUGAUUCCUACAUACAAUUCUCAGACAAAGGAAUUGAGGAUAAUGCUCUAUCGUUUGGACCUGUCGAAGCUGGUGGCAGGCCCUCACUCAAUCUUGAAAGACAGCUGGAUCACGAUGGGCAUCCCCUUGCCAUCACAGCAGCUGAUGCAGUUGCUGCAACAGGCAUCCCACCUUGGAAUUGGAGAGAGGCACCCGGAAAUGGUGGGGAAGGUCAGGCAUUUGGCGGGAGAGUUAUAACAGUCAAGUGGGGAGACUACACAAGAAGAAUCGGUGUUGAUGGCACCUCAGAAGCCAUCAAGGAGGCAAUCAAGUCUGCAUUUAGGUUGAGAACUAAACGUGCAUUUUGGUUAGAGGAUGAGGACCAGGUUGUCAGAAGUCUAGACAGGGACAUGCCUUUAGGAAACUACACUCUUCACCUUGAUGAAGGGUUGGCUGUUAAAAUCUGCCUCUAUGAUGAAUCUGACCACUUACCAGUACAUACUGAAGAAAAAAUAUUUUACACUGAAGAUGAGUACCGAGAAUUUUUAGCUCGUCGGGCCUGGACAUGCCUUCGGGAGUUUGAUGGGUAUAGAAACAUCGAUAAUAUGGAUGAUCUACGUCCUGGUGCAUUAUACCGCGGUGUAAGUUGAGCAAGUGCACAAUUAUGCCAAUAUGUUAAAAGAAUCUUGGCUUCAGUGCCCCCUUGAUUGUGGGACUUGGUUUUAGUACUCCGUCUUUACUUGUAAUCCAUACACUAAAUCCAUCCAUGCAAACAACUAUGGCGUUUGUGCACAGACUCUGCUUGUGCAAUUUUGACAGGUUAUCUUCUCCCUGUGUAUAUAAUAUGGAUUGUUGGCAGUAUCUGUACAGAGAAUGCAUGUUUUAGAGGGUGUCUAUGGAAUACAUAUAUGUGAAGCGAUACCAUUACUUUUA